This is a messenger RNA of Cyprinus carpio (common carp), 900 nucleotides long. RefSeq lists its product as uncharacterized. Lineage: Eukaryota; Metazoa; Chordata; Actinopteri; Cypriniformes; Cyprinidae. The record is from RefSeq and is a predicted model, not a curated record. The transcript has 4 exons. The coding region runs from base 202 to 900 and encodes 232 amino acids.
UAGUCCAGUAGGUGGCGGUAGUGCACCUUUGAGAUGAGUUCCCAACCGCCAUUAAACCUGAAAGAAGAAGAAGGAAAAAGUUAACUUCCACUUCUGAGCGCUCCGGAAAUCAGACAGCUGUGUAGAUUUCACGAGCUGUUCGGAAUGCUUUCUGUUUCCAGAUGUUUUAGUGGCAUUUGAACAAAAGCAAUAUCGGUAAAAAUGAAUUAUUUUUGGAUGACAGUAAUUUUGCACGUGACUGGUGUUUAUACAGACCUAUGCUUUGUGACGGAGGGAGAUUCAGUCAUUUUAGAAUAUUAUAUAGGAAAAGAAGUUCGGUAUAUUUGGAUGGAUCAUGAUGGCGAGGAAUAUUUUAUCCGUAACUGUAUACAUCAUAAUUGGUGUAUAUUUGAUCAUAAGGGACCCGGAGACAGACUGAAACUGUAUCAAAAUGGAUCUCUGGCCAUCACAAACACCACAGUCACAGACUCUGGAGAUUAUUCUAUAAGUGCCAGCUUUAAGAACGGUGGCUAUUUUGGAUUCUCUACUGUUGUUGUUCGUGGUUUUUUCAGUUUUGAUACAGACGGAGUGUCAGUGAUGGAGGGAGAUUCAGUCACUUUACACACUGGUGUUCUAUUGAACCAAGAAGAAAAGAUUAGAUGGUAUUUUAAUCAAACUGAAAUAGCUGAAAUCUUAGGAUAUCAUUAUAGCAGGAUCUGUACAGAUGUUCAGUGUGAUAAAGAUGCUGUGAGAUUCAGAGACCGACUGAAGCUGGAUCAUCAUUGGACUGGUUCUCUGACCAUCAGAGACAUCAGAACCACAGACUCUGGACUUUAUGAUCUACUGAUCAACAGUGCUCACCGCCGCAGCAGCAAUACUAAGAUCUUCAUCGUUGCUGUUCAUGUGCCUCCAUCAGGCUGA